AUGGUCAAAUCUAUCGUUGCCCCUUCUAUUCUUGCCUCCGACUUCGCCAACUUAGGUGCCAACUGUAAGAAAAUUGUCACCUCCGGAGGUGUCGAAUGGUUACAUAUCGACGUGAUGGAUGGCCACUUUGUGCCCAACAUCUCGUUUGGUGCACCCAUCAUCAGCAGUUUGAGAAAGGAGUUCCCUGAAUCCGAUGCCAACCCAGUCUUCUUUGACUGUCACAUGAUGGUUUCCAACCCAGAGCAGUGGAUUGAAGAAAUCGCCAAGGCUGGAGGUAACCAAUAUACUUUCCACGUUGAAGCCACUGACGAUCCAGAAAGAGUGAUAAACGCUAUCAGAGCCAAAGGUAUGAAGGUUGGUUGUGCUGUUAAGCCAGGCACUCCUGUGGAUGCCUUGUUACCCUUUGCAGACAAGUUGGACUUGGCCUUAAUCAUGACAGUCGAACCAGGAUUUGGGGGCCAAAAGUUCAUGCCUGAGAUGAUGAAGAAGGUGGAGGUGUUGAGAAACAAGUUCCCUGAAUUGAACAUCGAGGUUGACGGUGGUUUAGGUAAGGACACCAUUGAUCCAGCAGCCGAAGCUGGUGCCAACGUCAUCGUGGCUGGUACCAGUGUGUUCAAGGCUCAGGACCCCAAGGAGGUUAUUGACUACUUGAACGCCUCCGUCACCAGAAACUUGCAAAAGGUCUGA
Molecule: messenger RNA, 687 nt
Organism: Suhomyces tanzawaensis NRRL Y-17324
Lineage: Eukaryota; Fungi; Ascomycota; Pichiomycetes; Serinales; Debaryomycetaceae
Product: ribulose-phosphate 3-epimerase
Exons: 1
Coding region: 1-687 (228 amino acids)
Biological process (GO): pentose-phosphate shunt; carbohydrate metabolic process; pentose-phosphate shunt, non-oxidative branch
Cellular component (GO): cytosol
Molecular function (GO): D-ribulose-phosphate 3-epimerase activity; metal ion binding
Source: RefSeq, a predicted model, not a curated record